Molecule: messenger RNA, 1579 nt
Organism: Macaca mulatta (Rhesus monkey)
Lineage: Eukaryota; Metazoa; Chordata; Mammalia; Primates; Cercopithecidae
Gene: CPA6
Product: carboxypeptidase A6
Biological process (GO): proteolysis
Molecular function (GO): metallocarboxypeptidase activity; zinc ion binding
Source: RefSeq, a predicted model, not a curated record
CGUUAAGUCUAAUUCCAAAAUAUGUUUGGUUACUAUAUGCAAACAAAAGAAUGUGUUUGACAUCGUGACACAGAUUUUCCCCCACUAAGUUGGACAUGAAUUAUAGGUUGGUUCCUGCACUACAGGUGGACCUGUGGCAGCCCAGCAGUAUCUCCUAUGUAUCAGAGGGAACAGUUACUGAUGUCCAUAUCCCCCAAAACGGUUCCCGAGCCCUGUUAGCCUUCUUACAGGAAGCCAACAUCCAGUACAAGAUCCUCAUAGAAGAUCUUCAGAAAACACUAGAGAAGGGAAGCAACUUGCAAACCCAGAGAAACCGAAGAUCCCUCUCUGGAUAUAAUUACGAAGUUUAUCACUCCUUAGAAGAGAUUCAAAAUUGGAUGCAUCAUCUGAAUAAAACUCACUCAGACCUCAUUCACAUGUUCUCUAUUGGAAGAUCAUACGAGGGAAGAUCUCUUUUUAUUUUAAAGCUGGGCAGACGUUCACGACUCAAAAGAGCUGUUUGGAUAGACUGUGGUAUUCAUGCCAGAGAAUGGAUCGGUCCUGCCUUUUGUCAGUGGUUUGUAAAAGAAGCUCUUCUAACACAUAAGAGUGACCCAGCCAUGAGAAAAAUGUUGAAUCAUCUAUAUUUCUAUAUCAUGCCUGUGUUUAACGUCGAUGGAUACCAUUUUAGUUGGACCAAUGAUCGAUUUUGGAGAAAAACAAGGUCAAGGAACUCAAGGUUUCGCUGCCGUGGAGUGGAUGCCAAUCGGAACUGGAAAGUGAAGUGGUGUGAUGAAGGAGCUUCUAUGCACCCUUGUGACGAUACAUACUGUGGCCCUUUUCCAGAAUCUGAGCCAGAAGUGAAGGCUGUAGCUAACUUCCUUCGAAAACACAGAAAGCACAUUAGGGCUUAUCUCUCCUUUCAUGCAUAUGCUCAGAUGUUGCUGUAUCCCUAUUCUUACAAAUAUGCAACAAUUCCCAAUUUUAGCUGUGUGGAAUCUGCAGCCUAUAAAGCUGUGAAUGCACUUCAGUCAGUAUAUGGGGUACGAUACAGAUAUGGACCAGCCUCCACAACAUUGUAUGUGAGCUCUGGUAGCUCAAUGGAUUGGGCCUACAAAAAUGGAAUACCUUAUGCAUUUGCUUUCGAACUACGUGACACUGGGCAUUUUGGAUUUUUACUCCCAGAGAUGCUCAUCAAACCCACCUGUACAGAAACUAUGCUGGCUGUGAAAAAUAUCACAAUGCACCUGCUAAAGAAAUGUCCCUGAGACAGCCCAAGGCUCAGGUCAACUGCCAUAGGAUUCUGAGCAAGGCCUACUUGGGCCUGGAUAGAAACUGUUUUCAAAGAGAAGGGCAGCUGCUUAGAGCGAACAUAUCUAUGGACUUUAAAAAGACCCCACACAAUUUGACUUUAUGGCAAUAGAAAACAGUAAAAAAUAGGGCAUAGCCUGCUUUAUUAUAAGAAAAAGUAUCCAUUUUCUAUCCCUGUAGAGUCUUAUUUGAUUAUGGUGGGAGGGAAUAUUUUCAAAUUUCCCAUUUCUCAAGAAAUGUACAAAUUAAUUGAGGAUUUCCCUUCAAUAAAUUUCAUGUUCUCAAUUAA